Colletotrichum fioriniae is the source of this 1371-nucleotide messenger RNA. RefSeq lists its product as uncharacterized. Lineage: Eukaryota; Fungi; Ascomycota; Sordariomycetes; Glomerellales; Glomerellaceae. The record is from RefSeq and is a predicted model, not a curated record.
AUGGAUCGUCCAGCCGGGUCUGUUCAACCAGGGCUUGAAGUAAGCACACACUACGACAACACUCCUAUAGCCAUCGCCAACGGAGCAAGUCACUGGCAGUCUCCCUCACAAAACGGCUCGGGCUAUAGUGAACACAAGACCUUGGACAAUGGCUACUCUUCGCAAGCCCCUGAAGGCCAUAUUGAAGGACAGGAGGAUCAGCGGACGGGUCGGCGAUUCCCAUGGUGUAUCGCAAUCACGGUGGCUCUAGUCGUUUUGAUUCUUGGAGGUGUCAUCGGCGGCGUGGCCGCAUGGAGGGUGACGGCGAACCGAAGCGCGCAAUCACAGACGGGUGGUCCGGGAUCAGUAAAUGGCGAUGCGCCAUCGACGAGCGCUACUAAGAUCAUGCAGAACUCGGCUGUAUCUGCUGUCGGAUGGCGGUACGGUUCCGAUAUUACCCUGCAAGUCUUCUUCCAAGGCGCGGACGGUUCAUUGAGACGGUCCCAAUACAUGACCAUCUAUCAAGCCUGGACUCCCCCGAUGGAAGCUGGCGCAGCCCCCAAAGUGGGCUCUCCUUUCGGCGCCGGUCAGCUGUGGACCAAGCCCGAUGAGUCCGAAGUCUUCUAUGUUGGGUCGCCAGACAAGAUCCUUGGCGUCAAUUGGCGUGAAGGUUUCUCGAGAGGGGGCCUGACAGACAGCGUCAACGAGGCAGGUUACACCAUCAGCAACACGGGAACACAGAUGGCAUCGUACUGGCCGUCCACCAUUGUACAGGCGAGCAACGGAGACAUAAUGGAGGUGUUUUUCGAUUACAAGUCGCCCAGGUUCCAGGAGCCCAAGAUAGUCGGGUUCACGGCGUCUCCGGGCUCGGCACUGGUCAUUCUUCCUCGAGAAGUGAUCCACUCAGCCGGAGACCUGACAUCUGCAUCAAGCGCACGUAUCAUAUACCGUAGCACCGACGGCCAUUUGCAAAACUAUGAUCGAUCAUCUGGUGGCCAACAGCUCACCUCGACGGGUCAGCUACCGGUGACUGUCGACUCGAACUUUACCAUGGCUGGCUUCGCGGUAGCUCGGCUUGAUUCUAGCGGCCAAAAAUCAGAGGCCCUCAACACAUGGAUCCUGUACCAGGACUCCAAGACUGGCAAGAUAUCCUAUGUGUACGAGGACGAUACGACAGGGUGGAAAGGGCCAGAGUCAGAUUCCGUCUUCGAUGGUGCUGACAAUCCAACACACAUCGCCUGUGUGACAGCUGCGUCGGCAAAGAUUCCGGAGGUGCCUCUCGAGGCAUCGCAUGACCUCAGUCACUGCUUCUUCCAAGCGAGCCGGCAGCUGAAGCACGUCCACUUUGAUGGCAGCAAGUGGGCGGAUAUGGGGUUCCUCCCAAUACCAUGA